UCAAACCCAAACUCAAAAACUUUAUACCACAGCGCUCUAUAUUUCGAAGUGCGGCAGAAUCUUUUUCCUUCACUCGCCAUCUUGAUCGUCGCCUCAACAGCGGAGGCAUCAUUCGUAGCGGAGCAGCAGCGGGUGUGGUUCGGACUCUUACGGGUGGUUCACCUAGCAGUCCUCUCCUCGCGUUUCACCUACCGAAAAACGACAAACCGCCCUGACUAAAACACGGAGGAGCGGCUCGACGCUGAUUUAUUUUUGCGGGCUUAGGUCAAGCAAGCAAAAUGGCUACCCAGUCUGAUCUGAUGGAGCUGGACAUGGCGAUGGGGGACAGCAAGGCUGCGGUGAGCCAGUGGCAGCAGCAGUCCUACCUGGACUCUGGCAUCCAGUCUGGGGUCACCACAUCCGCUCCCUCCCUUAGCGGCAAGGGUAACCCAGAUGUGGAGGACGACGACCCAGGCCUCUACGACUGGGAGUUCAACCCGCCCUUCACCCCUGAGGCCCCAGACAUGGAGGGCUGCGCCAUGACCAGAGCCCAGCGUGUGCGGGCGGCCAUGUUCCCCGAGACGCUGGAGGAGGGGGUGCAGAUCCCGCCCAACCAGCUGGACGCCGCCCACCCCACGGCGGUGCAGCGCCUGGCAGAGCCGUCUCAGAUGCUGAAGCACGCCGUGGUCAACCUGAUAAACUACCAGGACGACGCCGAGCUGGCCACACGCGCCAUCCCCGAGCUCACCAAGCUGCUCAACGACGAGGACCAGGUUGUGGUGAACAAGGCGGCCGUGAUGGUUCACCAGCUCUCCAAGAAGGAGGCGUCGCGUCACGCCCUGAUGCGCUCGCCCCAGAUGGUGUCCGCCGUGGUGCGCGCCAUGCAGAACACCGGUGACGUGGAGACGGCCCGCUGCUCUGCCGGCACCCUACACAACCUCUCCCACCACCGCGAGGGGCUCCUCGCCAUCUUCAAGUCUGGGGGCAUCCCUGCCCUGGUCAAGAUGCUUGGGUCACCGGUGGACAGCGUCCUGUUUUACGCCAUCACCACCCUCCACAACCUCCUGCUCCACCAGGAGGGAGCUAAGAUGGCCGUGCGUCUGGCCGGCGGCCUGCAGAAGAUGGUGGCCCUGCUUGCCAACACCAACGUCAAAUUCCUUGCCAUCACCACUGACUGCCUGCAGAUCCUGGCAUAUGGCAACCAGGAGAGCAAGCUGAUCAUCCUGGCCAGCGGUGGCCCCCAGGCCCUGGUGAAUAUCAUGAGGACCUUCACCUAUGAGAAGCUGCUGUGGACCACCAGCAGAGUGCUCAAGGUGCUGUCUGUCUGCUCCAGCAACAAGCCGGCCAUCGUAGAAGCCGGUAUGUACCCACAAGGAGGCAUGCAAGCCCUGGGCCUCCACCUGACCGACCCUAGCCAGCGUCUGGUCCAGAACUGCCUGUGGACCCUCCGAAACUUGUCAGAUGCGGCCACCAAACAGGAGGGCAUGGAGGGUCUCCUCGGGACCCUGGUGCAGCUGCUGGGCAGCGAUGACAUCAAUGUGGUGACGUGUGCUGCAGGCAUCCUCUCCAACCUCACAUGCAACAACUACAGCAACAAGCUCAUGGUGUGCCAGGUGGGGGGCAUCGAGGCCCUGGUCCGCACCGUCCUGCGAGCCGGUGACCGGGAAGACAUCACCGAGCCGGCCGUCUGCGCUCUGCGUCACCUGACCUCCCGCCACCAGGACGCCGAGAUGGCCCAGAAUGCAGUGCGCCUCCACUACGGCCUGCCGGUGGUGGUCAAGCUGCUGCACCCUCCUUCCCACUGGCCACUCAUCAAGGCAACCGUCGGUCUGAUCCGUAACCUGGCCCUGUGCCCGGCCAAUCACAGCGCGUUGCGUGAGCAGGGGGCCAUCCCCCGCCUGGUCCAGCUGCUGGUCCGGGCCCACCAGGACACCCAGAGACGCACCAGUAUGGGAGGAAACCAGCAGCAGUUUGUGGAGGGCGUGCGCAUGGAGGAGAUUGUGGAAGGAUGCACGGGGGCGCUCCACAUCCUGGCCCGGGACGUGCACAACAGAAUCGUCAUCAGGGGACUGAACACCAUUCCACUCUUUGUCCAGCUGCUGUACUCCCCGGUGGAGAACAUCCAGCGCGUGGCGGCCGGCGUGCUGUGUGAGCUGGCCCAGGACAAGGAGGCCGCCGAGGCCAUCGAGGCGGAGGGAGCCACCGCCCCGCUCACAGAGCUGCUGCACCCCCGCAACGAGGGCGUCGCCACCUAUGCUGCAGCUGUCCUGUUCCGCAUGUCUGAGGACAAGCCCCAGGACUACAAGAAACGCUUGUCGGUGGAGCUGACCAGCUCCCUGUUCAGAACCGAGCCCAUGGCCUGGAACGAGACUGGAGACCUGGGUCUGGAUAUGGGGUCCCAGGGAGACCCCCUGGCCUACCGGCAGGAUGACGGAGCCUAUCGGGCGUACCCGGCCGCAUACGGGCAGGACUCCCUGCUGGACCCCAUGAUGGAGGGGGCCGACUACCACGCCGACACCCUGCCCGACCUGGGCCCCCACACCGACCCGCUGCCCGACCUGGGCCACACCCAGGACCUGAUGGACAGCAGCCAGCUGGCCUGGUUCGACACCGACCUGUAGGACGGCUGUAUCGAAGGGAACCUGUGUUUUGGGUUGUGGCCCGCAGAGUGGAAGGUAACGGCAGAGAGGAAGGGGGAUCGUGGGAAGUGCCUGACUCGGGACUACACAGGGUUGGAGAUGGUUGCCACAGGAAUGUCGCUAGAAAGUCUGAAAUGUGGGAGAAAGGGAUGAAAGCGAAGGUGUUGGUGAGAGGCGUGGAAAAAAAACACAUACACGCACGCACGCACGCAAACACACACACACACACAGCGGGAGACCUAUGGCAUGGCUUGCCAAAAUGAGGAGAGCACACGCGAUGGAUCGUAAAGAUGGAAUCACUCAUGUUUUAGCCUUGCCUGUAUUCUCAGUUGUUUCUUUCCAUUCUUUUUCUAUUUUUUCUAUUUCUUUUGUAUUACUCAUUCUCUUUUAUGGUACUGAACCGGCUUGCCUCGGCGCUCACCAUCGUCAUGUUUCUCUCGAUUUGCCAAUCAUUUGUAAUCUUUCUUUUUUAAAAAUCGUACGUUAUAUGUAGUGUUAAGUUAUAGUGAUAUUAUACAAUGUUCCUUUUGGUUGAGACCGAAACGUGUAGAACACUAAUAAUCAAUCGAAUCGUAUUCUGACUUUAAAGUGUAACAUUGUGUAGUUUUGUUUUUUUAUAAUCAACGAUGAAAUUAUGCAUUCUUAAUGUAUGCUUGUUACAGCAUACUCUGAGUGUCACUGCGGUUGUAAAGGGGUUUCCUGGGGAGGAUGUGGCGGGCGGGGGGGGGGGGGGGGGGGGGGGUGUUCCCCACUUGUCUCUAGGUUCGGGAUGAACCUAGAGACAAGUGUUUUAUAUACAGUAUCCCUGGUAGGUCAAUAACUAUUUUGUAUGCUAUCAUUGGAUGUCAAAUAGAGAAUACCUUUUAUCGCCGACAGGGCAAGAAAACCCAAGUUUAACGUGGCAUCCUUUGAGGCGAGGUUGAUGAAAUCAGUUAGUCCUUCAGUGCUUAUUUUGGAGACAAGGUUGUGACACACCUGAACAAUAAAGUGGCAUUUUAUUUCA
This is a messenger RNA of Gadus morhua (Atlantic cod), 3621 nucleotides long. Its product is annotated as catenin beta-1. Bases 279 to 2600 code for a protein of 773 amino acids. The transcript is spliced from 17 exons. Lineage: Eukaryota; Metazoa; Chordata; Actinopteri; Gadiformes; Gadidae. The record is from RefSeq and is a predicted model, not a curated record. Gene Ontology annotation, biological process: cell adhesion. Gene Ontology annotation, molecular function: cadherin binding.